AGCCCGAGUUAGUUCUUUUAAGCAAUUAGUAUCUUGUUGUUCAUCGAUCCCGAAUCCGAUUCUCAAUUUUCCACCGCCCGUUGUCUGUCUCAGCAAAUUCCGAUGGCGCCAAAGGCAGAUAAGAAACCCGCCGAGAAGAAGCCAGCCGCUGAAAAGCCGGCCGAGGAGAAGAAAUCUGUCGCGGAGAAAGCUCCGGCGGAGAAAAAGCCCAAGGCUGGAAAGAAGCUUCCGAAGGAAGGCGGCGCCGCUGCUGCUGGAGAUAAGAAGAAGAAGAGGUCGAAGAAGAGCGUAGAGACGUACAAGAUCUACAUCUUCAAGGUGCUGAAGCAAGUUCAUCCAGACAUCGGUAUUUCCAGCAAGGCCAUGGGUAUCAUGAACAGUUUCAUCAACGAUAUCUUUGAGAAACUCGCUCAGGAGUCAUCUAAGUUGGCUCGCUACAACAAGAAACCUACCAUAACUUCAAGGGAGAUCCAGACAGCCGUCAGGCUUGUUCUUCCCGGUGAGUUGGCCAAGCACGCCGUGUCUGAGGGUACGAAGGCAGUAACUAAGUUCACAAGAGAAAAGAAGCCCGCCGAGAAGAAGCCGGCCGCCGAAAAGGCGGUAGAGGAGAAGAAAUCAGUCGCGGAGAAAGGACCGGCGGAGAAAAAGAUCAAGGCCGGGAAGAAGCUGCCGAAGGAAAGCGGCGCUGCUGCCGGAGACAAAAAGAAGAAGAGGUCGAAGAAGAGCAUAGAGACGUACAAGAUCUACAUCUUCAAGGUGCUGAAGCAAGUUCAUCCGGACAUCGGAAUCUCCAGCAAGGCCAUGGGUAUCAUGAACAGCUUCAUCAACGAUAUCUUCGAGAAACUCGCUCAGGAGUCUUCUAAGUUGGCUCGCUACAACAAGAAGCCAACCAUAACUUCGCGGGAGAUUCAGACGGCCGUCAGGCUUGUUCUUCCUGGUGAGUUAGCCAAGCACGCUGUAUCUGAGGGCACCAAGGCCGUGACUAAGUUCACAAGUUCUUAAAUCUAGAAUUAGGUGAUUUUAGGUUGAAAAGCUGGAAAAAAAUUAGGGUUUGUAGGCUCUGAUUUUGGAUUUGUCGAUUUCUUCACCAAUAGAUGCUUGUGAUUUGUAUAUGCUUCGUUUCAUAUUCAAGUUAGUAAUGGAAUUAAUUUUUGUUCAA
Molecule: messenger RNA, 1159 nt
Organism: Cucurbita moschata (crookneck pumpkin)
Lineage: Eukaryota; Viridiplantae; Streptophyta; Magnoliopsida; Cucurbitales; Cucurbitaceae
Product: histone H2B.11-like
Exons: 3
Coding region: 103-1002 (299 amino acids)
Biological process (GO): nucleosome assembly
Cellular component (GO): nucleosome
Molecular function (GO): structural constituent of chromatin; DNA binding; protein heterodimerization activity
Source: RefSeq, a predicted model, not a curated record